Molecule: messenger RNA, 3753 nt
Organism: Anguilla anguilla (European eel)
Lineage: Eukaryota; Metazoa; Chordata; Actinopteri; Anguilliformes; Anguillidae
Gene: gcfc2
Product: GC-rich sequence DNA-binding factor 2
Exons: 17
Coding region: 72-2297 (741 amino acids)
Biological process (GO): mRNA splicing, via spliceosome
Cellular component (GO): nucleus
Molecular function (GO): DNA binding
Source: RefSeq, a predicted model, not a curated record
CUCAUACUUGUGCGCUUCAGACAGCUGCUGCUCCUUUGGCUAAAGUUAGCCAGGCGGAUUUUACUUAAAUCAUGUUCAGUAAAAAGCCCAGAAGAAACUUCAGGACAAGGCGGGAUGAAUCAAGUGAAGAAGAGGAACAGAAAACUAACGAGGGAGAAGAAAAUAGCAUUAAACCAGCCCCCGUUCUACGACGGUCAAAGUUGCCGCAAAGCAGGGGAAUUUCCUGUUCUUCCAAGCCGGAGGUGGCCACCGAUGAAACGAAGUCACAGACUACUGCUGAAGAUUCUAACGAUAAAAACAAGGCUGUUACAGACGGGGAACUGUUUCAACGAGCUGAAAAGAAGGAAAACCUGAAGAAUGAUGCGCUAAAUUCGUCUGAUGUAAAAGAAGGUGGUAUUCCUGAUGCGAAGCUGAUCCGUGCAGCACUGAGACGAAGGAGAGAGGCGAGAGCACGGAAAGAUUAUAUCCCCCUGGCCCGGGAACGGGAGGGCUCUCAUUCAUCAGAGGAAGAGUCGGAGAGGGACGGUGCUGAUGAUGAUGAUGAUGACGACGACGAGGACGAUGACCACGAGCGCCGAAUCCAGUUUGCUCCCAAGAUCAAAACUCUUAGAGAGAGGGUAGCUGAGGAAAUGGGUGGAAGUGACAGUGAGGAGGAUGGAACAGACAGUCAGGAAGACGAGGACCAGACGAUGUGGGAGGAACAGCAAAUCCGAAAAGGGGUCAGGGUGUACAAGCACUCUUCCCAGGACACCGUAAGGCAGAAAAAGAAAUACAACAUUCCUGAAUCUCUUCCGCAAAUCAGCAUUGAUGUCAUAAAGAAGAGAGUCAGUGCAAAGUUGGAAACGCUGAGGCAGGUGAGCCGGCGCAGUGUGAUGGACCUGCAGAGGGUCCAGCUGGACAUGGACAGCGCCAAGGCUACCCUGGAGCAGCUGGAGAGCGGGUCCAGUCACGAGCAGCACAGGUUCUACAAGGGCAUGGGGCUCUACACCCAGAACCUGCUGGAGUGCCUAGGAGAGAAGGUGGUGGAGAUAAAUGCAGUGGAGCUGGACAUGCACACUCUCCUGAUUGACCAGGCGGAGGUGCUGUUGUCCCGCAGGCGUGAGUCUGUGAGGGAGGUGUCCACUCGUCUCCAGCUGCUGGCUUAUGGCACGGAUCCAUCCGACAACGGACAUGGAGACAAAGCGCAGUUAGAGGUGCGGGAGCAAAGCCAGUCCUGCGAGACGGCAGAUGCAGAAUAUGAGAACCUGCCGGCUGACGACGAACCCCUGCCUGAGGAGGCUGCCGAGCUGUGCAGGAAGAGAGAUGAGAUCCUGACGAAAGCAGAGAAUAUCUUUGCGGACGUUCACAAAGAGUUCUCGGACGUGAAGAACAUCCUCUGCAAGUUUAACGAAUGGAGAUUCUUGUUCUCGGAGUCAUACGACAACGCGUACAUCAGCCUCUGCAUCCCCAAACUCCUCGCCCCUCUCGUCAGACAACAGCUCAUCGGCUGGAACCCCUUAAAUCCUGACUGCAAGGACAUUGAGGCCUUUCCUUGGUAUUCUGCUGUAGAGGACUUCUGUCUCAGGAAGGGAUGCAAUGAGGCAGAGAACACAGACAUUUCAGUUCUAAAGUCUAUCAUUGAGAAGUCAAUUUUGCCAAAAAUCCAAGGUUUCGUGGAGCUAAUCUGGGACCCUCUAUCCACGGGACAGUCUCAGUGCCUGGCCGGUCUUUGCCGAACUCUACUGGAUGACUACAAGAUGCUCUCUGGGGAACAGAGCAAACCUGUCAAGGCUCUUUUAGAAGCUGUUGCAGUUCGACUGAGGAGCGCUGUGGAUGUCGAUGUCUUUAUCCCUCUUUAUCCGAAAAGGUUUUUAGAUGAUGCAAGUUCCCCACAGUUUCAGUUUCGAGACAAACAGUUCUACUCUGCUGUAAAGCUUCUGUACAACAUCACGCUUUGGCACGGUCUGGUUCCAGAGGACGUGUUGAUAGAGCUCGGACUGACCAAACUACUGAGCCGCUACCUCAUGAUAACUCUCCGGAGUGCACCGUGCGAAAGGCAUUCUGUAGAGAAAUGCAAAAAGGUUGCUGUGUGUUUUCCCAAGUCCUGGUUUGACGAUGUGGACGCCGGUGCAUCCAUUCCUGAGCUUCGCAUGUUCAGCGAGCACCUACACCAGACUGCACAUGCACUGUGCAAAAAGAACCCACUCACCGCCAUUACAAGGGAGAUUGUCACUGAUCUGUUGAUUCUUCUGAGAAACAUGAAGGCUUUGGACAGUGUGACAGAUAUAGUCGAAACUUACCAUUUUGAGGGAUUUUAAGGACUCAGGUUUUCGUAUGUAUAAAACAACUUCAUGGAUAUAAUUUAUUUUCCUACAGCUGUCAAAUUUUGUAUUUUUGUACUUUGUCAAACAGUGUUUUCUUGGUUCAUAAAUCUGUGGUAAAUAAUUGUUUGAAAUUAUUCUUCACAAUCAUUUAACAGAACAUUUUUUCAAAAUUUGAUAACUAGAUUUUCAUGUAGGGGGGGGAACCCUUGUUUAGACUCAGUCUAAUGAACACCAAUACAAUUCCUAACAAGUAAAGGCUUUGCAUGAAGUAGUGCAGCAGACCUGGAGGAUUACAGUAGGAUACUCUAGUGUGCAUUAGUGUACCACUAUAUCCAACAUCAGUUUCUAAACCAAUUGCUUUUAUGACAAAUGUUACUCUUGUACAAGACAUCAACAUAACUUUUGAUCAAGCUGGCUUGUAGUUGAUUAGAUAUAACAAAUUAAGUAUAGGACAGCCUGUGCAAAUGCACUUUGCACUGGGCACAAAUCCUUAGUAUUUUAGUUUGGUAUCACCAGAUACUAAAAGAAAUCUGACAUGGGGAUCUGCCUGGAAAUACCACUGGUGCACAGGUGUCAAACUCCAGUCCUGGAGGGCCACUGUCUGCUGGUUUUUGGGGUGUUCUCGGCACAAAUAUUUCAUUUAAGUCAUUGAUUGGCUAAGGAAUCCACACAGCUUGUUCAAGGCCUUAACAGACAGCUGAUUGAAAGGAAACCACAAAAACUUGUGGCCGCCUCAGUUUGGAUUCAGUUUGACACCCCUCAGACACUUAAUUUAUAAAGAAACUACAGUUUUCAAAACGUUUUUUUCUUUACAAUUUAUUUGAUGACAAUAUACAAGAACAUCUUGAGCAGGACGCCAUUCCCUGAAUGUCUGGUCUCACUGCAAAAGAAAGAAUAAAAUAGUUACAUACCAUUUUCGCUCGUAAAAUUUACAUCAGUUCUACACUAAAUUUUAAACGAGGCUAAAUAAGCAAGACUUUAUUAGCUUGCAGCUGUAAUUUGUGAACUCUACCAUACACUACUGGACAAUGUGCACUGCAAAAUCAUUCUUUUUAAAAGCGCAAGGAACACUCAACCGGUGCCAAAAUGAGAAUGGUUUAAAAAUGCUGUAAUGUAACAAAUUGGUCUGACUACCCCCGUGGAAGUUAUUGCAUCUUAAAUUUCAGUUUAAAGCCAACACCCCAAAAAUGUUUUCUGCAGGGAAACUAGCCUGCCUUUCUUUGGUUUUAACAGUCUAAUAUUAAUUGUAUUGGAUGUGUACUUCUCUAUGGCACAGGCUGAGUCAAGAAUGAUGGAAUUCUGCCAUCAGAAUGUGCUCAUCUAGGCACUAUUACAGGGAAGAUGCACUAUUGUGAUGUCACAGACGUCACAAUAGUGCAUGACAAAGCCUGCCACACCCCCUCAACUGUUGCAAUGCAGUAAAUUUCAAGCCCUGCAACUCUGACAGGGU